GCAGACGGAGGGAGAGGAGAGGAGAAGGAGGAUCUUCUCAUCUAGGACUAGUGUAGAGUGAAGAAGAAGAAGAAGGAGGAAUAUACUGCAGCCAUCAUCCGGCUCCCCUCUCCCCCCCAUCCUCCUUUCUCUUCUUCUCCUCUUGCCAAUGACACUAUCAUGAACCUGCCUGCCGCUUGUUGCUAAGAGGGGAGCCAAGCGGGUGGACUGGACUGGCCACUGUUUGCUUUCUAAGUCUUUAUGAGCGCCGUGUGGCGCUGUGAACAGACACGCAGACGGAACCACGUGACACUCCAAACCAUAGAAGAAGAAAGAACAUAAGAUCGUCGUCUUCCGCUUACGAGAAGUGGAAUUACUUCUGCGAGUCACUAUGGAGUAUAAGACUACAAAAUAUCAGGAGAACGUGGACUGAGGUUUGGGUGAACAUGGCAGAAGGAUCCAAAGAGCGGGCCGGUGUCACCGAUCCAGACGAGGACUCCCCGAACAUGAUUGUCUACAGAAAGAUUGAGGACAUCGUCACAAGAAUACAAGAUGAGAAAGCCGGAGGAGUCUCCAUUCGGACCGUCAAGAGCUUUCUGUCCAAGAUCCCCAGUGUGGUAUCAGGGGUGGACAUUGUUCAGUGGCUGAUGAAAAACCUCUGUAUAGAAGAUCCAGCUGAGGCCAUCCACCUUGGAAGUUUGAUUGCAGCCCAUGGCUACAUCUUCCCCAUCUACGACCAUGUCCUCAUGCUCAAAGAUGACGGAACUCUUUACCGCUUUCAGUCUCCAUACUUCUGGCCUUCAAACUGCUGGGAGCCUGAGAACACCGACUAUGCCAUCUACCUGUGCAAGCGCACCAUGCAGAAUAAGGCCAGGCUGGAGCUAGCCGACUAUGAGGCUGAGAACCUUGCUCGGCUACAGAGGGCUUUUGCCAGGAAGUGGGAAUUUAUCUUCAUGCAAGCUGAGGCUCAAGUCAAAAUCGACAGAAAGAAGGACAAGGCAGAAAGGAAGAUACUGGAUAGCCAAGAGAGGGCAUUCUGGGAUGUCCAUCGACCAGUGCCAGGCUGCGUCAACACCACCGAGAUGGACAUCCGCAAGUGCCGCAGAGAGAAGAACCCUCACAGGGUCAAAAAGUCAGUUUAUGGGCUUCCAGAUGACAGCCACAGCCAACCCAGUCCCGUCCACAUCAGCUCUCAGCCUGCCAGGAAGCCCACCAAAGAGGACGUUCAGAAGGAGAUCACCUUCCUCAACAUCCAGCUGGACCGACACUGCAUGAAGGUUUCCAAAGUAGCAGACAGCCUGAUGAGCUACACGGAGCAGUUCAUGGACUAUGACCCCUUUAUGUCGGCCAUUGACCCCUCCAACCCUUGGGUCAGUGACGACUCCUCCUUCUGGGACCUUGAGGCAAGUCGGGAUCCCAGCCAACAGCGCGUAAAGAAGUGGGGCUUCUCUUUAGAGGAAACUCUGAAAGACCCGGCAGGACAAGACCAGUUCCUGAGAUUCUUGGAGUCAGAGUUCAGCUCAGAGAACCUACGGUUUUGGUUAGCAGUGCAGGAUCUGAAGCGACGGCCACUGCAGGAGGUUCCCUCCAGGACCCAGGAGAUCUGGCAAGAGUUCCUGGCCGAAGGAGCACCCAGCUCCAUCAACCUGGACUCUCACAGCUACGAACGCACCAGCCACAACCUGAAGGACCCUGGACGCUACAGCUUUGAGGACGCUCAGGAGCACAUCUUCACGCUGAUGAAAAGUGACAGCUAUGCACGCUUUUUGCGAUCCAACGUCUACCAAGACCUGCUGUUUGCCAGAAAGAAGCAACAGCCUGCUGACCCCGAACAAGGCCGCCGCACCUCCUUGGAGAAGUUCACCCGCAGCGUGGGCAAGUCACUGACAGGCAAGCGUCUAACGGGCCUGAUGCAGUCAUCCUGACAGAGUCUGGAGUUCGGAAGGGAUGGGGGGCACAGUGAGGCCCCACAUAAAAUGGGGCUGGCUGCCACUCUAUUGACGUCUUUGAGGACUGCCACCAUACUGGUCACAUAGCACUGAGCUAGCUGGGACGGACGCUAAGACCAGAGCCAGAACCGGGAAAUAAGCGCAUGACAAGACAUGCAACAUACGCUACAGCCUCCUUUACACAACCGGUUGUUAAAUAAACUGUUUAUAUUCAUAUUAUUUUCUAUAUGUGUGUACUGUGUAUCCUAUUAAAAGCACAUUUUUUGAAAUGCUACAUUUAAAAGCUAUUUCACACAAGUGUUUAUUUGCCCUGAACGCAGCACAGUUCCAUUUGAUUUGCCAGCAAUAAAGGGAGCGUGAGACCACCUGCUUUUUCGAUAUUUUUGAAUGGGUUUCAUACUUUUGUCUGUGUAGUACAGUGUAUGAUCAACAGUAUACAUAUGCAUUAUAUAGUAUGUACUAGUUGGUUACAAAUAUACAUUGAAAUGCAAUUAAAUGAGCAAAAAAAACAGGAAAAGUUCAAAGAAAACUGCACUUUUUAAAUUGGAAAUCCUUACGUGAGACAUGAACACAUAUGUCUUUCUUUUUUUGGUGUGUUCUAAAGGUAUUCAAACAGUUAUAAAGAGCUCAUUACUGCACACAUGGGACUUAUUCCUCCUAUAAAGUUAAAGUUAAAAGAAAAAGUCUCCAAAAUGUGCCAACAACGCUCCAUUUACAUACUGUAUAAUGUGAUGUGCAUAUUAACCAAGCUACAGCGACAUUGUUAUGAUCAUUAUUAACAUUGUUACGCCGAUGGAACUACAUUACUAGCAUAUUGACACUUAGCCAGAACACACCAGCUAGCUACUAGCCGGCUAGCGACUAGCUUCACCACAGACUCGCUUGUAGCGCGUCGGCGUCGCGCUCACAACGCCUCAGACACUACCAAAAGGUAAGGCUACAUUUUUGAGAUGCCGGCACUGCUGCUGUGUUUUUAUUUCUGAGUUUGGAUAAGUUAGCGCCAGGUGGAGGCAUUUGUUUCUACGACGUUAUGUGAAAUCAAUGUGCCAAGCAAGGAAGUUCCGGUAAUGCUUAGAAUGACCGAAAUACGCAAAAU
This is a messenger RNA of Dunckerocampus dactyliophorus (ringed pipefish), 3024 nucleotides long. Its product is annotated as regulator of G-protein signaling 6-like. Gene Ontology annotation, biological process: G protein-coupled receptor signaling pathway; regulation of G protein-coupled receptor signaling pathway; intracellular signal transduction. The record is from RefSeq and is a predicted model, not a curated record. NCBI's taxonomy places the organism in Eukaryota, Metazoa, Chordata, Actinopteri, Syngnathiformes, Syngnathidae. The coding region runs from base 426 to 1904 and encodes 492 amino acids. The transcript has 18 exons.